Oppia nitens is the source of this 1386-nucleotide messenger RNA. It is a transcript of the gene Ist1, whose product is annotated as IST1 homolog. Lineage: Eukaryota; Metazoa; Arthropoda; Arachnida; Sarcoptiformes; Oppiidae. Gene Ontology annotation, biological process: protein transport. The record is from RefSeq and is a predicted model, not a curated record. The transcript has 2 exons. The coding region runs from base 175 to 1269 and encodes 364 amino acids.
GAUUAACUUACAGAUGAGUACUAAUACAGAGCUAUUGCAGAAAAAGACAGAAAUAUUUGUAAACAACUAAUCGUUUGACACAAAUGUAAAGUCAUUUGUUUGGAUCAGUUAAUUGAAUACAUAAUUAGGUUUUCCAUUACUUCUUGAAUAUUGUUUUAGUAAAGUCUACACACAAUGGUGUCGACGGGAGUUAAUUAUACAAAACUGAAGACAAACCUCCGAUUGUCUAUAAAUCGGCUGAAAUUGUUGGAGAAGAAGAAGACAGAAUUGGCACAGAAGUCGCGCAAAGAGAUCGCCGAUUAUAUUGUUAACGGAAAGUAUGAGAGGGCGAGGAUCAGAGUAGAGCACAUCAUUCGCGAAGACUAUAUCGUUGAGGCCAUGGAGUUGGUCGAGAUGUACUGCGAUCUAUUGUUGGCCCGAUUUGGACUCAUUCAACAAAUGAAGACAUUGGACGACGGCUUAGCCGAAGCCAUAUCAUCGAUGAUUUGGGUGGCGCCCAGACUACAGACAGAUGUACAGGAGCUGAAGGUCAUAUCGGAUCUGUUGACCUAUAAGUACGGUAAGCCCUACGCACAGGCGUGUCGUGAGAAUGCAUUGAAGACCGUAAACGAGAAACUAAUGAUCAAAAUGGGAGUACAGGCGCCGCCAAAGAUAUUGGUUGAGAAAUACUUAAUUGAGAUUGCCAAAAGCCAGAACGUCCCGUACGAACCCGACGCCGAUGUUCUCAGAGAAGAUGAGGUUUAUUGCGGUGAAGAGGCAAUUAAUAGACAAAAUCAGUGUCUUAUAGAUUUGGGAGGCGGUGCCCAUAACAACGGAUUUCCUUCAUUUCCCCCAUCGGGUCCUUCACAAGGUGGAGGAGGAGGUGGCGGAGGAAUGGGUGCUUACGUUCCACCACCAUUGCCUUCAGUCCCACCAAGUGCUCCCUAUCCAUCGAUGCCAAAUACCAAACCAAUUGGCUUUAAUUUUGAGAACAACAACACUCACCCACCUGUUAAACCAAUGCAUUCUGAAUUACCCCCUAAUUAUGAAUCAGUUAUGCCAUCCAAUGACAAGAAAAUGGRUCCAUCCGUUCCGAAACCUGUUCCUCGGUCUAACCAAAACUCUGGAGCAAAGCCUAAUCUGAAUGACUCAUUCCCAGAGCUACCAUCUGUACCGAGCGGUAAUUUGCCGGACAUUCCUACAGACGAUCCGAAUGGCUCAUCAAAAGACAAUGAAAUAGAUUUCGAUGAUUUGACAAAAAGAUUUGACGAUUUAAAGAAAAGAAAAUAAAUUGAUUGAUUGAUUGAUAAAAAUUUAUUUAUGAAUUAAGUUUAAAGCAUUCAAAUCAAAUUUUUAUAUAUUUAUAAAUUCAUAAAUAAUUUUAUCAGUAUUAUGAUUGUAAAGGAU